AUGCCUAUAUACGGGACAAGUGUCGCUGAGAUCAAUAUCGGCAUUAUAUGCAGUUGCAUGCCUGUAAUCAUUAUUCUCUUCAAAGGGUUCAAUUCGUGGUCCACCCAGUUUCUUAGCCGAAUUCGGUCCUCUAUUUCUACUAGCAGAAAGUUUUCCGAUCGGAGCAAAGAUAGUGACAUCGAGAUGCUUCGAUAUGAAGGCCUUGAAGAAAACGGUCUCCCCGAGGUUCCGAGAGGAACCAUGACUGGGAUGAGAACUUUCAUGUCAAACUUCAACAGAACCAGGCCUGCCAAAAUGCAGACCGAGAUUCUAACAGUGGCUAGUGCGGAUCUCAACUAUCAUGCUCAGUUGCGUCAGGAGGUGGAAAGGAAAGGGUCGCAUCCUGGAUAA
Clonostachys rhizophaga is the source of this 390-nucleotide messenger RNA. The record is from the annotation of a GenBank genome assembly. NCBI's taxonomy places the organism in Eukaryota, Fungi, Ascomycota, Sordariomycetes, Hypocreales, Bionectriaceae.